UUGUUGGUUAGAAGAGGAAAACAAAUAAGAUCGAAUUUUAUCAGGAAACAAAAAUAAUUCUUCAAAAGCGCAUUGAAAAAAAAAAAGGUAAAAUGAAAAAAUGGAGACAACAUUCACAGAUUUGUCAAAAGAAAAGGAAACUGUGCCAGUAUUAAAUGGAUCUUGUGAAAACAUGGACACGGACACUCUUUCCAUCAAUAACAAUGAUGGCUACUUGGAUAGAAAUGCCAAUAAAACAGAAGAUAGCACUCUGAGUCAAGGUGAUAGACUUAAGUUGUCUACUACAUCAGAUCACAUUUCUAUAUUUCAACUAGCACUACAGCAAGAAAGAAAUGGGAAUCUGGACUUAGCCUUAGAGAGCUACUUAAAAUGUUUACCAGGGUUGAAAGGUCAUUUCUUUCUACUGCCUCACUGCCUUCGUAAGAUCUCAGACAUUCAUCUAAAUAAAGGAGAUUAUGAACAGGCUUUACACUUUGCACAAGCUGAGAAGUUGUGCUAUGAGACAUCUCCUAUAAUUAAUGAUGAGAUACAGACCCGCCUAGAAGAAAUAGCUGGAGACAUUAGUCACACUCCAACUGAUUUAACUGACCUCAACAUUGAAGCUUUAAGAGCAGAUGAGUUUAAGAGUAUGGCCCAAGAUUAUUUGCACAGAAAGCAGCUUAAUCUUGCAUUGGAAUAUGCUGGUAAGUGCACAAAAAUUAGGCAGCAAGUGUUUGGUAGCAACCAUGAGAAGACACAGUCUUCUUUGAAUUUUUUCAAGUCGCUCUAUGCAGAUGAAAAAAUUCAACAGUACAUUGCUUCCAAAGGACUUUGUCUAGAUACCUCAAAGAUGGCAGACUUAAUGACCGACAUGCCUAAAACCCCAGAAAUCAUCACAUCAUCUCCUGCUGGAGGAGAACCUGUUUCUAUUUUAAGACAGAGAUCAGAAGAUGGACUAAAUAAUCUUCUUAUUCGUGGAAAGAAGCAAGUUCAUUUUCAUGCAUCUGUCGAUGAAAGUCUUCGGAAGAAAGAAAGAGAUCAGUUUAUUUCCCAUACUGUGAGGUUAGUUUUGAUGGCAGUACUCACAGUCCUCUCUGCAACUCUUGGGGUCUGGAUGUACUGUAUGAUGGACAGGAGCCUGACAUGUCAGCGGAUUUACUCUGAACUGUAUCAGUGGAGUCUCACACUGCAACCACAUUUACAGUUAUUUAGAGCAGUGACCUCGAAUAGCUCAUCCUAGUUACUUAUUUCUCACACAUCAAGAUGUGCAUCGACUUAUAGAUGGCUACAAGUGUCAUUCUAUUUUCACGUACAUUUUAGAUGUUUUAUUAUCUAGUAGUUCAUAAUUAACUGAAACUUGUAUAGUCAUUGAAUUUUAUCUUAGGGUUAGGGUUAGUUCCAGGAACUGACAAGGCUUUUUAUCUGAUAGUAGGCUACUAGUCAUAUUUUAGUUCUAUUAAUAACAUUAAGCUUUAAUAGUGUAUUAUUUCUAAUGUUUGUUCUCUCUAUAUAAAAGACCUUCAUUUGUACAUUACAAACAGCUUACUUAUCCCAGCCUUAAAACCUCCAUGCACAAAGCAUUUUUCAUAAGUAUUUCUUUCAUUUGGUUCAGAAAUGUAAUUAUUAAUUUAAUUAUUUAAUACUGAAAAAGCUAGUCUGGAAAAAAAACAACUGAAUGCAUUAUAAUGUAACUGGCUCUAAUUACUUUUGACAGUGAGAUGCCUUACAAUUAGCUCAUCUCUCAACUGAUGUAUUCUUCAAAAGGGUAUAUAGGUCUUACAAUUGAUCAUGCAUUUAUUCCCCUUAUUCUAUAGAACAUUCAAAGUAAAACAACAUACCUUAGAAGGUGUUUUUAUAUAGGUCAGAAUUGUUCUUAAAGUAUUAGAAUACAGUUAGUAAUGUUGAUUAUGACUUUGAAUUAUGUGAAUUAUCUUCAAUUAGCUUUAAACAAAAUUUAAAAAAAAUAAUAAUUUAAUCCUGUGAUAAAAUUUUUAAAAACUUAAAUGGCAUUGGCAUGUGAUGAGAACGAACUGUUAUAAAAAAGAUUCUACAAGGCACAGUACCAGGUGGAAUAAUGUUGGGAACACAAAAGAGAAUGUGGUUUAUGACAAGAUUGAUGCUACUUUGCAGACCCAUUAACUUAGAUGGUGUAAAGCUGUAAAAAGAAUUUAAAAAAAAAAAGGCCAACACUGGUGCCCUAUUAAUUCUGUGGAGUGGAAGAAGAAAGCAAUGAUGUUUAUACAACAGAAUAAAUGUCAUUGAAACUAUUUCACCUUUUUAAUAAUUUAUUUUCACAUUUGUAAUACAUUGUAAUUAGUUAUCUUUAGCCAAAAUGCAUAUUAAAUCUAUUUAAAAUAGUUUAUUUCUGUUAAAAAAAAAUAGCUCAUCUGUUAAGUUGCCUUGUGAUGAAUUUGUGCCAUAAUACUUUUGAUUAACUUUUUUUUUUAUUUAAGCACAUCAUUUUGUUUGUUUUUCAAUUAAAAUAGA
Biomphalaria glabrata is the source of this 2466-nucleotide messenger RNA. RefSeq lists its product as uncharacterized. Gene Ontology annotation, cellular component: transport vesicle; plasma membrane; trans-Golgi network. Gene Ontology annotation, molecular function: connexin binding. The record is from RefSeq and is a predicted model, not a curated record. Bases 101 to 1219 code for a protein of 372 amino acids. NCBI's taxonomy places the organism in Eukaryota, Metazoa, Mollusca, Gastropoda, Planorbidae. Gene Ontology annotation, biological process: positive regulation of Golgi to plasma membrane protein transport. The transcript has 11 exons.